GCAGAAUGUAUGGAGAUCAAAGACACGCAACUGUACUAAAAUCAGAACUGGAAGAAGACCUUUGGGACCCUCUGGCAGAAUCUCUGCGAAACUCCAGAUUUCGUCAUAGAGACGCUGAAGAAAACGACGUUUUCCCUAGAGAUGACUAUUACGUCAGCGAGGCAAGGUUCCUGAAAGAUGACAUUGCCAACGAUGAUGUCCUCAACACGAAGUUCGUCUACUCCGAAGAACCGAUCAUAUCCAUCAAGUUAGCAGGUUUGAAAACCGCUCCUCACUUCAGACCAACCACUCAAAAAACUGCAUCUCAAACCACAACCACCACAAAGAAGCCGGAAGAUAGUACUGUUGAAACCACCACAGCAACUGAAAGCACCUCCACCGAAGAAGAAGGCACUACCACUGACUCCACUACCGAGCAGUACACUAGCACAGCGGGUUCGACUGCUGAGACAGUGAUGGUUACUGAAGGCGUCACUACAACUGCUCCUGGGAGUGACAUGAACGUUGACAGGGUAGAUGAUGAGAAGACUGGUGAUAAAGUGGAGACGAUGUUAUUCCAGGAUGUUGAGCAGGAAGGGUUGAAGAAGAAGGUUCAAGUUGAUUACAACAUCAAGGGAUACAACGCAUGUCCGGUAAAGGAAGAAGUGGUAGCCCCCUUCUGGGCGAACAACACUCGUGGCGAAGUACUGGCCCUACUGAACAUGUACCCCUUCGAACAGUACGUACACUGGGAGAAAUGUGCUUUCGAGCAUCGUCAGAUGUAUUGCAAAGAUGGAUGUCGUUGUGAACAACAGUACAGGUUACACAGGUUGCUAGCGUAUGAUCCUAACAACGAAUGCAGAGGCAUUUUCUCAGACUGGUUCCGAUUUCCUUCUUGCUGCGUGUGCAAGUGCUACGAUAUGCCGGUGGAGUUUAGGGUAACAUCUAGGAGUCCAAGGUCCUCACAAACUCAUCCUUUGAAUGAUUAUGGCUGAUUUUGGGGCCACUGGUAAUACUAGGCUUGUUCUCAAGGUCGCUUAACCGACUAGCCGUUUUAAAAAUGGCGUAGAGCCGGU
This is a messenger RNA of Acanthoscelides obtectus, 1055 nucleotides long. The record is from the annotation of a GenBank genome assembly. NCBI's taxonomy places the organism in Eukaryota, Metazoa, Arthropoda, Insecta, Coleoptera, Chrysomelidae.